Messenger RNA from Magallana angulata, 3935 nucleotides. RefSeq names its product oxysterol-binding protein-related protein 6-like. Gene Ontology annotation, cellular component: cytosol; perinuclear endoplasmic reticulum; plasma membrane. Gene Ontology annotation, molecular function: cholesterol binding. The record is from RefSeq and is a predicted model, not a curated record. The coding region runs from base 684 to 3461 and encodes 925 amino acids. The transcript has 23 exons. Lineage: Eukaryota; Metazoa; Mollusca; Bivalvia; Ostreida; Ostreidae.
UUUUUCUUCUCUCUAUCAUGUCUAUCAGGACAGACCUUCUGUAUCUCAAAUUCCCUAUGAUCAUGACAGAUAGAAAAUAUAUUGAUGGAAAUUUGUGAAGAAGAAAACAGUGCAGUUUGUAAUUAAUACUUUGAUAGUAAAAAAGUUAUUCCCUGACUGAUGGACUUAGACUGUGUACAUCCAGGCUUAACAGAGGUUGUCAACCUGGGAAAUAGAUUGACUUGGUUGUUUACGGAAAUGAAAUACAUGUAUACUCGAUUCUAAGUUUAGACUUUGAUCAUGAAUCUCUCUGUGAAAACUGGUGUCAUGUUUAAAGUCUCUUGUUCAAUUCACUUUCACGGGAAAUAUUCAUAUACAUAAAACAAUAAUAUUUCCUUAGUGUUGCUUCAUCCAUGACAUGUACUGUCUAUGUACCAGUAAAUACAAGGCCUAGUGUGGUGCAUGCUCAGUACUUUUCACAUUUUAUGACUGUACAAAUGGCAUGUACCUUCCCCAUCUCCUUAGCCUUCAGUAUGUGAGAGGAAGUUGCCAAGGAUAAAAACGAACCCAUUGUGAGCUUUCAAUGUGUUGAACAUCCUUUUUCACUUAAAUAUUUUCAUUCCACAUUCUGUAUCUUCCUAAGAUUGAUUACACAGACAUUCACUAGAUCCCUAUUUAUAGAAUCUUCUAGUGAUUAUCUGACAAUGAAAAAUGUGGACAGGAAAAAAGAAUUGGAUAGGAAGUCACAGGAUGGGUCAGAUGAUGUAUCGAUCACAAGCUCUCAGGUGGACAACAGCAAAAGCUCCGCCCCCGAGAGACAGAACAGUACACACAAAUCAACCUCCAGUAAAAAGUCCCGCAAGUCUCGGAAAACGCGACACCAUGACUGGGAGAUUCUGGAAGGACUGAAGGAUGGGGUGCGGUGUGACCAGAAACCUGAGAAGUUCUGUGGCUUCUUGAUGAAGCGACGGCGCUGGCCGCUCAAAGGAUGGCAUAAGAGAUACUUUGUGGUAGAGAAGGGCAUUGUUUACUAUGCCAAAUCCCCCUCAGAUAUACAGAAGGGGAAGUAUCAUGGCGUCAUUGACACAGGGCUGGCCGUGGUCUCCUACAAAAAUCCACGACGGAUCGACAUAGACGCUGAAGAUAUCGUGUAUCACCUUAAAAUGAAAGACAAGAAGAUGUUUGACGAGUGGCUAAAUGUCUUCAAGCACCAUCGACUGUACAGACAGCAUGAGAUUGCAUACGGUACAAAGGAAUCCCCCAAACUAACAGAAAUUACCUCCCCUGUAGAAGAUCUGAACAGGCCUUUCUCUCCAGGUAUGAAUCUACCGGGGUCCCUCAAGAGGGAGAGACAUUUGAUGGGCUCCAGUGAGGUGAUCCCAGUCAUGAGGAAGUCCAGCUUCAAGAACCAGAGCUCGUCCCAGGGGCGGGUCGCCACCUGGCUCCUGGACACUGCCGGAUUUGAACAGUGCAGUAAAGAGAUGAAGGACACUCAGAAACUACUGUGUGACCUUAGAGAGGAUCUACAUCUGCUGAAAAAUCUUCCUCUAGCUUCAACCCAAGAGAUUAAAGAACCAGAGAUUGCGGACAAGAAGAAGUUGAAGGUUCUGGGACUGAAGAGCUCCAGAAAGAGAGAUAAGAAGAGUGACAGCUCGGUCGUCACCGACAGCAGUCCCACCACAGCAACUCCCCCCUCCCCGGGGAUUGAUACUGUCCAGAUGAGGAACAGCAGCUCUAACCCAAAUCUAAUCCAGUACGCCAACGACCACACCAACCGUCCCCGCAGCAUGCCAGACCAUGUGAUCGUCUCCAGUGCCCACGAACAGCACAUCAACGAGAUCAAGCUGAGGGAGGAUUUCUGUACCAAGGCGGACAAAGUUCAUCAGAACCUGAAGUCCUUGCUACACAUCAUCACCACAGAGAGGGAGCGACUGAAGACGGCACUGGAGAUGGACAGCGACCUUGCCCUGCCCUCCAGCGCUGUAGUCAGCUUGAAGCAGAACCUGCAUGAGGCUAUCCGACAGAAUACAGAUCUUAAGGCAAGGCUGAGUAGGAUCCAUGCAGACUCUUUGGUGACGUCGUAUCCGGACAUCAAACAGACACCCUCAUCUCCCAUAAUGUCUCCUAACAGUGAACACAGGGACCAUUCAAACCUGACCAAGUCUACAUCCCUUGACACCUGCUCUAUGUCCGAGUAUUAUGAUGCAGAGGAGGAGAACAGGUCUGGGUCAGAGUCCUCAUCAGAGAGGACAGAUGAGGACGACAUCUCCAGUGAGAAUGAUGACACAGAGUACAAUGCAGCCCAAAGCGUAUCAGAAGACCAACUGUCUGUGUCGUUUGAGACGGGACGUCGAUCCAAACUUCCUGUUCCCAAGCCGGACUCCGGGGACAUCAGUUUGUGGAACAUCCUGUACAAGAACAUUGGGAAGGACCUGACCAAGAUCUCCAUGCCUGUCACUCUGAAUGAACCACUGAGUAUGCUGCAGAGAUUAUGUGAGGAGAUGGAAUACAGUGAAUUGUUGGACCGAGCCGCAGAAAACCAGGACCCCUACCAGAGAAUGAUCUGUAUAGCUGCUUUUGCUGUCAGUGGGUACGCUAGUUCUGGGUACCGAGCAGGACACAAACCAUUCAACCCUAUCCUGGGGGAAACCUACGAGUUAGUGAGGGACGACAAGGGAUGGAAGUUCGUGGCUGAACAGGUGAGCCAUCAUCCUCCGGUGUCGGCCUGUCACUGUGAAUCCAAGAACUUCUCUCUCUGGCAAGAUACCAGAAUAAAAACCAAAUUUUGGGGGAAAUCGAUGGAGUUUCAGCCUGUGGGACACGUGAAUGUUUAUCUGCCAAAGUAUAAAGAGCAUUAUUUAUGGAACAAAGUGACAACCUGUGUCCACAAUCUCCUGGGGGGUCAGCGCUGGGUGGACCAGUAUGGGGAAAUGCAGAUCAGGAACGGAGGAAUCACCUGUAAACUCACAUUUAAAAAGGCCACACAGUUCUCAUCUCGUAGACAUGAGGUGUAUGGACAGAUAUUGAGUCCUGAUGGAAAGGUUGUCCACAAUUUGUUUGGGAAGUGGAAUGAGGCUCUGUAUUACGGACAUGCUCCAAGUUCCCGCUGUAUAUGGAGGCCAGGAGCCAUGCCUGAUGAUUAUGAGCUGUACUAUGGGUUCACUAGAUUUGCCAUUGAGCUGAAUGAGUUGAAUAAAGAUGAAGCAAAGUUCCUGCCUAUCACAGACACCAGAUUCAGGCCAGAUCAGAGGUUGUUGGAGGAGGGUGACAUACAGGGAUCAGAGGAGGAGAAGAAAAGGGUGGAACAACUCCAGAGGGAUGAGAGGAAAGUACGGGAACAGCAGAAGAUCAAAUAUGUGUCCCGCUGGUUUAGCAAAGUGGAUGACAGUAAAGACCAUGACUGCUAUGAAUUUAACUGUAAAUAUUGGGAAAUGAAGAGAGACCCAGGGUUUGACAAACUUUCCCUUCCGAAGCUUUGGUGAAAUGGAGAGAUAAUGCAGAGAUUAUUUAUAGAUCUACACAUUUAUCUACUUACUGCUCAGGAUCUGUUAGUCGUCAGAUUCAUUGUUUAGUAGUUUCAGAAUGAAGAUUAGGAAAUGAUGAUAUUGUGUAACGAAAUUCUGGAAUAGAAAUGUCACCUUUGAUGCUCUAUUAAGACAUACUAUUGAGGUUGUGGUGAUCUAAAGACUUGAUGCCAAGUCUGAUAAGGAAUAAACUCACUAUUUAGGCUGUGGUGAUCUAGAGACUUGAUGCCAAGUCUGAUAAGGAAUAGACUCACUAUUUAGGCUGUGGUGAUCUAGUAACUUGAUGCCAAGUCUGAUAAAUAUUCAUAAUUUGGUGAUCUAGAGACUGAUUCGUAUACCACAGAGUGUUUGUUUAGGUUCGGUAGUCUAAAAACUGGAUCCUGAACCUCUGAUAAUCUAUAGACUCCAUGAGUUUAGCCUUUGAAAAACUUA